Pseudovirgaria hyperparasitica is the source of this 1431-nucleotide messenger RNA. RefSeq lists its product as uncharacterized. The record is from RefSeq and is a predicted model, not a curated record. Gene Ontology annotation, biological process: regulation of transcription by RNA polymerase II. The transcript has 3 exons. Lineage: Eukaryota; Fungi; Ascomycota; Dothideomycetes; Acrospermales; Acrospermaceae. Gene Ontology annotation, cellular component: transcription regulator complex; PcG protein complex. Bases 1 to 1431 code for a protein of 476 amino acids. Gene Ontology annotation, molecular function: DNA-binding transcription factor activity, RNA polymerase II-specific; RNA polymerase II cis-regulatory region sequence-specific DNA binding.
AUGCAACUUGGAACCAUACUGAACACUAAACUGAACGCCAUAGCAGGUCGACAAAUGUCCUACGAAAUGCAACACACAAUGCAGCACGAGCUCCAGCAACAGCCGCAAUUUGCACCAGCUCCAUACAUCAACGGGCGGAUAAAAUCCGAAAACAACUCUGAACGAGGCGUUUCACCACAUCCAUCAGAUCAUUCUUCGCGUUAUUCUUCCCAGGCACCGCAGCCGCUGCAGUCCUACCCACAACCCAUGACCAGCAACAUGGCGAAUGGUAUUCAUCGAUACCCGUCUCCCACACACAUGCAGAGCUCAAUGCCGAUGCUCAACAACUAUGGUAUACCAAAUCCUCCCGAUAACGGAUAUGCCCAACAAGCACAACAAGAGUCGCAAGGGCAAACGCCUGGACGGUCUGAAAACCCCCAAGGUCCCCCAAAAGCCUUUUCUUGCUCAACUUGUGGGAAAGGAUUCGCGAGACGUAGUGACUUGGCUCGUCAUGAACGUAUUCACAGCGGUGUAAGGCCCCAUGUGUGUGACUAUCCUGGCUGUGGAAAACAAUUUAUUCAACGAUCUGCGUUGACUGUCCACCAACGUGUCCACACUGGCGAGAAGCCUCACAUGUGCGAGAGAUGUGGCAAGCCCUUCAGCGAUUCCAGCUCCCUAGCAAGACAUCGACGAAUUCACUCUGGGAAGCGGCCUUAUAAAUGUCCGUACGCCGAUUGCCAAAAAACUUUCACCCGUCGUACUACCCUCACUCGCCAUCAAAACCACCACACCGGCACUGUUGAGGAAGCAGCCGCUGCAACGGCCGCUGCAUUAGCGUCUCGCCAGUCUGCUCCCAGUCGAUCAACACGUUCCGAUGUCGAUGACUACUCUGAAACGCAUUCGCCAAUGCCAACGCCUUCGCCUCAUGAGAGGCCGAUGUCCAUGUCACCUGCUGCUGGAAUGCCUGCGGUACCACAGAUGCAUAGGCAAGCCUCCGACUACAACUAUAUGGGUAAUAUGAAUGUGCCGCCGCACCUCAGGAACGAGAUGCCUCAACAGAGCCCGCGCGCUUCCCCAUCUCUAGCACAGUCCUAUGCUUCUGGCAUGGCGCCCCAACCUCGAGUCACUUCUCACCCAACUGCCUUCAACCCUCCACCUAUUCUAGAACCUCCAGCCACCUCAAACAAUCAUCAAGCUGGCAGCGCGAAUGCUAGUCCCCAUAUGGGAACCAUGGGAUGGCAAUCACCAGGACAUCAAUCAAUGGCCUCACCUGGUGCCGGAGAGUCGUAUGUCUACCCCGAGCACGCAUACCAGCCGCACGCCCAAAACCAAAACAUGUAUUAUAACAGCAACAAUAACAUCCGCCGACCAAACAGCACAGAGCCGGACCACCAAUAUGACCCGCGCCAGCAACGAAUGCCUAACGAUAUGUGGGCGCCACCUGUUCAGUAA